Cyanidioschyzon merolae strain 10D is the source of this 1611-nucleotide messenger RNA. RefSeq lists its product as hypothetical. Bases 1 to 1611 code for a protein of 536 amino acids. The transcript has a single exon. Lineage: Eukaryota; Rhodophyta; Bangiophyceae; Cyanidiales; Cyanidiaceae. The record is from RefSeq and is a predicted model, not a curated record.
AUGGAAACGAAAAACUGCGGCAAGCAUUCGGAUUAUGAGAGCUCUGAGGAAGACUUUUUCGUUCUUAGUCGAGACGCUCCGGAACUGGACGCGGACGUGCUUGCCGGCGAGUGCGAAGCUGUGGGCGCCUCCGACGAUGACGCUAUGUUUGCAGGACCCUCGUGGGAAGCCAAGACGACGCUUUCUGCAGCAGCUCGAGAGCGGAGACGACGCCGAAGCUGCCGCUUGUUGGGACGUUACGGGCCAACCUGGGCGGACUUGUCACCUGAACGCGGUAGUGCGUGUCCGAGCGUUCACGCCCGAAUCGCAGCCGCAACCGCUUCAGUCGCGCCAGCGCAACCUGUAGACCGCAAUGCACCAGCGGAAGAUUCGUGUACGCCCCGUGGGACAGCGCAAUCAGAAGAAGAACGUGGAACUACGGACGAGUCCGGACGUCGAGUUUAUCCGUCACCGGAGGCGAGUUUAGAGCAGUUGCUACGACGACGACGACGACCGCUACGGACCGAGCCCGACGUCUGCUCGCAACUCGGUUCUGAACGCACCUCGCAGGCGAGUUUCGGACGAAACGCAGCGAGACCUAUGAAUGUUGGUGACAGCUCUAGCGACGAGGAUGUCAAGCUCGUCGCAGAGUAUCCAGCAGAGUCCGUAGAGCAGCAGUCACGAACAACAUCGAAUGAAAAUCCACCGGUAUCGCAAGAGCCGAUGAUCACCGGCCUUUGUCGAGAAAGAGCGAUGAACCGGAGAGGAUCACAGAGCUCGGGAUGCACGGGAACCAGUGGCAACCUGGUUUCUUCCGAGGAAUCUGACGGACGUACACGGGAUAAGCACGCGGAAAAGAGCCUGGUCCACCAUCAAAACCACCAACAACAACAACAACAACACCAGGUUGAUAUCGAGGCAGCGAGUCGCGAUACAGGGCGCAAGACUGCCAGAUCUCGACACAACAAAUCCGGGGAUCGUCGCACGGCCAAAAGCCUUCGCUCCAAUCCAGAAGCCACUCGCCAGGAGACGGUACAUGCACCGCUCAACCGACCUAUUCCUAUACGGAUCAUGAUGCAAGGCAUGGAAGAGCCAAUGUAUUUCACAGUUUUCCCGUACACCAUACUGGAUGAGAUAUUUGCCACAUUUGCCCGGAUGCACGGAUUCGACUGGCACAACGAUCCUCUGCAUUUCUAUCGGGAAGCCGACGCCACCCUCAUAUUGAGCGGUACGCGUACCAUAGACUUGGCACUCCAAGCUGGCGAAACAAUCCGAGCAGUUCUUCGUAGCGGUGAGCUAUCGGCUCCCAUCCAACGGAACGCCUCUACUGCGGUGAAUGCUCUUGCGUCAUCCACGCGGCGCACGACGACCUCUGCGGGAACAGUAACAUGGCUGCGGAUUCGCUAUAGCAGCACGGAAGCGCCUCGUUGCUACGCUUUUGCCAUGCACGGCCCAGAGGCAGCUCCACUUGGUGUCCUAUUCUCUCGCUUCUGCAAAGACGUCGGCAUCUCCGAGAAACAAACACGAUUUCUCGACCCCGACGGUGAGCCGCUCGACCCACAGAGCACAGCAGCCGAGGCGGGGCUUGAGCCAGACGACCUAAUCGAGGCUCGCGUCCACAACGUUCCGUAA